CUCCCCCACGCCUGUAAGGGCUGUGACAUUGCCGCGGCCACAAAGGAGGAGGUGGAGGUAGGGAUGGUGCUGGCAGAACAGGUGGCCCACGCCCUGCGCGGAAAGCCCGCGAGCGACCCGCACGGAAGCAGAAAAGUUAAUGCGGCAAGUCUGAGUGGCUUUGUGUGGUGAAAACACAAGGGGGACGAAGGGCGAGAACCGAGGCAGGGGACUCUCCCCGAGUGGAGCGCAGGCAGCUCGGCUCACAGAGUCAAGUUUGAAUCGCCUGCUGCCCUCUCCCCUCAGUCCUGCGGUUUGUCCCUUGCCCCUUCCAGACUCCAGAGUUCAUUGUAGCAUUCCGGGCCGACCACUGAAAUCCCCCUAGGCCCAUGUAGCAGCUCAAGUCCAGAGCCAGCCUUGUUAAAGCUAGGUGAUCAUCAAGGCAAGGAUUUAAAAGCAGAAUGGCAUGCUGUGUUUGUCGUGGAAGAAUCAUCAGAGAGGAAAUGUUGAAAAAGUCUGCUCAUAAUAAUCACUUCGAAAUUGCCACCAAACGACCAGUGUCACUCUUCCACCGAGGGCCUGAUUGCUGACCCCUCAUGUGAUAGACAAUAGACAUCAGAUACGCUAGGUAUCCAUAUAUUUAAUUUGAAAUUGUAGCUGUUCACAAGCAUCCUUGGUUUUAAGAGAUGGAGGAUAGUAAUUUAAUUUUACCACUUUUGUUAGAAUUGAGCCCCUUUAUUACCUUUUGUAACUGGGGGUGGGGGAACCUUUCAGGCUUAAGGUUUUUCUUGAGUAAGACUUUUUUUUCUAGUGGACUUAAUUAAAUAUUACUAAGUUUUAAAAACCUGACAAUAAAUUUUAUUUUCAGCAAAAGCUACGGUGUAAAUGAUUCAAUAUCUGUCCACAGUAUACCCUAAAUUAGCCAACAUUUUAGUCUGUGGGACCCCUUUGCACCUAUAAACAAAUUGUUGAGGGUCUCAGAAAUCCUUUGGGGGUGGACAUGCCAAUAUUUACUAUAUUAGAAGUAACAUUUUUUUUUCAGUUUAUUUAGAACUAGGAAUAAAGUGCCUGUUGGUAACAUGAAUUCAUUUUUAAUGAAAAAAAAAUAAACUUUUCUAGAACAAAGAAUUAGAGUAGCUUUGUUUUACACAUUAACAAUCUGUUUAAUUGUGCUUCAUAGGACAUAACUGUAUUCUUUCCUAUCUACAUCUCAUAUCUGCAUCUGCAUUCUCUUUGUUGUGAUUACAGGGCCUAGAGAACCAACUGUCCUUGUAAUAGUAAGAAGGCUAAAAAACAAUUGCUGUAAAAACAGUUCUAACCUCCUAAUCCUGUUCCCUACCACACAGUUUUAGGGACCCAAAAUUGCUCUUGUAAGCUAGCCACACUGUUUGCGGGAGGGAGAGGCAAAGGUCACAUUGCCAUGUGAUUUCUUUUCAUCUAUCCCAUUUGCCAUGGUCUACAUUUGUUACAAAACUUGAAGGCAAACAGGUAAGUUAGGUUAGUAAUGGCUCACAGGAUGGCCCCAGACAAGCAGCCAGAAAGGAUAGGUGGGGCAAAGUAGGGCAGGAGUUGGAUGAAGGUCUGAUAACAAUGGUUUUCUGCCCUUGUGGUCCUGUUACUGAGGUCUUCAGGCACAGGGUGAGGAAGACAGUGUGUUGGAAAAACCAAGUGCAUUUUUCCCUCUUGGUGCCUGUGUGACCAGUUCUUGGUGGUCAAUAAGUAGACCGUAUUUUGUGUUUGUUUACACUGUAUAUACUUACAUUGACCUGGAACUACCUAUUCCAUAACAAAUUGUGACUUUAGUGCCAUUCUUUUGUAUCCAUAUGUCUCUUUAUCUGCAGUAAUAUAUGAUCUACAAGGGAAAGGAGAUAAAGUGAAUAUAUUAAUUUUAUUUCAAAAAUGUUUGGAAAAGCAGACUAGGAAAGAACAGUGUUGUAUUUAGGGCUGUUAACUGUAUACAUUGCCAGCACUUAGUGCACCUGUUGGGAGAGCAGUGUAUUAUAAGCAAGGCAGAAGUCACAGAGGUUACUGAGAAACUCUUUAAAUUCUUUACAUUUUUUUUUCUUGCCAAAAAUAGUCUUUAUCUCUAAAUUUCAUUCAAUUUUAUUUCCUUGUACAGAGGUACUGUUUUUAGUACUCAAAGGAUUAUAUGUUAAAAUUGAUCUGAUCCUAUCCCAAAUAUUUAAUCCCAUUUUCCACAGAUAGUUUAUAGAUUAAAAUGCCAUCAAAUAAUAUCUUUAUUUGCUUCAUUGCCUAAAUGUGUCUUUCCUCACCACAGUGCAGUUUUGACACCAGCUUCGGCUUCCCAUUUUGUUGCCCUUCAUUGCAGAACUGCUCUGAUGGCUUUAAAACAGUUCUCUGCAAUUUUGGGCUCCAACAAAGAUGUUCUUAGGCUACCUAACUUCUAACUUUUAAUAUCCAGUCAACAAAGAAUACUACAAGGGUAGGUGUUGGGAUAGCUGUCGACAAGCUCAUGCGGGUGUGUCCACAGGGUAUAGCGUACUAUGCAGGAUAUUUGUACUGAGUGAAGUCAUGAUACAUUCCUCUGAGAGCCAUUAGCUGCUACAAAACAGUAACCUGGCUGUUUAGAUCAACAAGCUAAAUGAUAGAAGAUGGAAGUACUGGUUUCCAUGUAUUUUUAUUAAGUGUUGAUGAGAAGAGUUGUAAGUGACUUAUAGGUUACUCUGUACAUCUGUAGUCACUGAAUUCAGAAUACCUUAGAGUUUUACACACAAAGGUGAGUGUUAAAAUAUUGAUAAAGUAUUUGAUAAUCUUGUGUGAGACAUGUUCUAAUUUAGUUAUAUUUUAUUAUUUUUAUUAUAAGGCCUGCUGAAAAUGACUGAGUAUAAACUUGUGGUAGUUGGAGCUGGUGGCGUAGGCAAGAGUGCCUUGACGAUACAGCUAAUUCAGAAUCACUUUGUGGAUGAAUAUGAUCCUACGAUAGAGGACUCCUACAGGAAACAAGUAGUAAUUGAUGGAGAAACCUGUCUCUUGGAUAUUCUCGACACAGCAGGUCAAGAGGAGUACAGUGCAAUGAGGGACCAGUACAUGAGAACUGGGGAGGGCUUUCUUUGUGUAUUUGCCAUAAAUAAUACUAAAUCAUUUGAAGAUAUUCACCAUUAUAGAGAACAAAUUAAAAGAGUAAAGGACUCUGAAGAUGUGCCUAUGGUCCUGGUAGGGAAUAAGUGUGAUUUGCCUUCUAGAACAGUAGACACGAAACAGGCUCAGGAGUUAGCAAGGAGUUACGGGAUUCCGUUCAUUGAGACCUCAGCAAAGACAAGACAGAGAGUGGAGGAUGCUUUUUAUACAUUGGUGAGAGAGAUCCGACAGUACAGAUUGAAAAAAAUCAGCAAAGAAGAAAAGACUCCUGGCUGUGUGAAAAUUAAAAAAUGCGUUAUAAUGGGUGUUGAUGAUGCCUUCUAUACAUUAGUCCGGGAAAUUCGAAAACAUAAAGAAAAGAUGAGCAAAGAUGGGAAGAAGAAGAAGAAGAAGUCAAGGACAAGGUGUAUAGUUAUGUGAAUAGUUUGUACUCUUUCUUAAGGCACACUUAAGUGAAAGUGUGAUUUUUGUACAUUACACUAAAUUAUUAGCAUUUGUUUUAGCAUUACCUAAUCUUUUUUUUUUCUUCUUCUGUUCGUGCAAACUGUCAGCUUUUAUCUUAAAUGCUUAUUUUAAAAGAACAGUGGAAACCUUCUUUUUUCUAAGUGCCAGUAUUCCCUGGGUUUUGGACUUAAACUAGCAAUGCCUGUGGAAGAGACUAAAGACCUGAGACUCUGUCUUGGGAUUUGGUGCAUGCAGUUGAUUCCUUGCUAGUUCUCUUACCAACUGUGAGCACUGAUGUGAACCAGAAUAAUGAAGCUUCUGACCAUGCCUGCUCUGGGCUCCAUCUACUCACCAAAUGGAGUCAUUAGGCACGCAGCUUCACCUGAGACUGAGGGGUCGCAGACUUAGGCCUCCCUUUGAUUCACGUCCAGCAUGUCCUAGAGUUUAUCAUCCUUCAGAAGUGUAGGCAGACUGUUCACAAAGGCUUUCUCUAGCUUUCCACUGCUAUUAAUCUUGGUCACUCCCUCAAAUAGUAUAUUUUUUCUAGAAAAGGGGAAAAAUGGAAAAAAAAAAGGCAAUGGAAAAUGUUGAAAUCCAUUCAGUUUCCAUGUUAGCUAAAUUACUGUAAGAUUCCUAUAAUAGCUUUUCCUGGUAAGGCAGACCCAGUAUGAAAUAGUAAUAACCAUUUGGGCUAUAUUUACAUGCUACUAAAUUUUUGUAAUAAUUCAAACAACUUUAGCAUAUAUAAAAAGUUCUCAUAAGAAUUAAGUACAAUUCCCCUUUGUCAGAUUGUUCUUAUCCUAACUUUCAAGUCUUUUUUGAAUUUAUGUUGUUGAAAGUAGUUUUAAUGGUUGUGAAGCUGAAGAUGAUCUGAGACAGUUAUAGCUUGGCAGAUGUUGAGGAGACCAGAGUUGCAGGGUUGGGCCUUACAUGAACCUGUGAUGAACGCUACUGGGUUUUGUAGCACUGCUGCAUUCAAUGUUGGCCUACUGGGUUUUGUAGCACUGCUGCAUUCAAUGUUGGCCACGCAUUGUUUGGUCAACAUAGGGGAUGAGGAGAGUUUGAUGGCUUAGUAUAAUGCAUUCUCACCAUGUAACAGUCCUACUGACAAAUCAAGAAAUUUCUUUUGUUUAUAAUAAUAAAAAAUUUUUAAAAAUUUCGAUGUUCGCUUCAAGGUUGAGAUUUUGGGGUAGGAGGCUACAACAAGAGUAAAUCUUUAAGCAAUGUUUUAAAAAGGUUUGAAAAUGCAGGUUUGACUAGUCUCUCAACUCUAGCUGAACAAACAUUUCCUAAGUACUUCCCAAAUCUGAUAGGUAUUUAAAAUUAUCUAUCUAAUGCUUUAAGAAUAGAUAACAGGAAAAAAAUGUCUUCAGUGCACUUAAAGCAUCCUUUCCCAUAAUUGGAAAUGAGAUGGAAAUAUCACUGGACUAUGAGACUGGAUAUCUGUCUUUUAGAAGUCUGACUUUAAGCAAAUCACUGUCUGCUUGGUUUUGAAUCAUCUCAAAGUCAUUAACCUCCCAGCCGUGUAACAUAGUUUACAUGUUGACACACCUAGCUGUCAAGCUCAGCACAAUCUGUAACUGUUUUACAUGGAUUAACAUCUUCACUGCCAGUCUUGGGCAAAUUGUGCAAGAGGUAAAAUUUAUAUUUCAGUAUCCAUUCUCCCAUUUCAGGACUCCCCUCCAACAUUAUGCUGGCUUUCAGCCUGUCUCCCACAUGCCCAUCACUUAGUGUAGUUUUAAUAAUUUCCCCCACUUCAAAUUUUGUUUCCACUAUGGACAACUUCAUGAACUUUGCCCACUAAGGUAGGUACAUCAAAGCUGCCCUAUGGCUUUCUUCCCCAGGACUUAAAAUAACAGACACCUUAGUGGGAUUUGAAUUAAUAGAUGGUUUUCAGGGCCACUACAACAAUUCAAUCUCAAUCCUUUGGACUUCAUUCCUGCUGCCCAGCCCACUGGUGCCUCAGUAGGAAUUUUCAAAAUUAGUGUGAACAGACAGAACACAGUCCAGUGGAAGGUGAGCUUAAUCUUCAUCUAGCCAUCAUCCUGGUAAGUGAUAGAUUCUAUUGUUUUAAUAAAUACAGUCUAAAAAUGAAAAACACUUUGAAGUUUCAAUCAUAAAGCUCUCUUUUUAAAAAUUUUAUUUACUCAACAUUUAUUCAGUGCUUGUCAUAUUCUGGGAAUUACACUAGGCACUCAGGGUGCAGUGUCUUCAAGAAGAGAUACAAUCCUUGGCCAGUGGUACGUAGCGUGAUCUGUAAUACUACUAAAUAAGGCAUAUAGCAUAUGACUUAGACAUAAUGAAAUACAUGAUUUGAGUUUUGCAGAGAGGAGUUUAGGUUUAUACAUUUUUUCCCCCUCAGUUUAGCAAGAAUUGUUUGCUGUGAAUCCAAUGCAACUUUUAAAUCAAACUACUUUAUAUAAUUAUUUCAUUUUUCUAAAGGAACAGAAGUACCCUAAACUAUUUUUUUGAAAUGUUCUAAACUGUACAUAUUCAUAGAACAUUCUUUGGGUGGAUUUUAAGUCUUAAAAUGCAGUUAGUAAUACUAAUCAUUUCUAUUCAGAGGAACAGGUGUACUUCAAAAGCUGCAGUGUAUAAUCAGAUACUUUUAAUGUUUCUGGACAAUGUGUUAAAGAAGUGGUCAUAACCACUAUGUAAAUUUGAAUUGUGUUACACUUUGGUUAACAAAAGGGGAAAGAAUCCUAGAAACAAAUAUGCUAUCUAGUUACUGCAGCCUUAAAGUCCUUGUUGAAGUUGAAAAGCAAUGCUAAGUUACAGUCAUAGGCAUUAACAUGUUUAUGGGAAGAAUAUAGUAGGCAAAUACAAUUUGAGUAAAUAUUUUCAAUAGUGAAUUUUAGGCUCUACUGACUGAGUCACACUGCAUAGGAAUUUAGAUCUUAACUUUUAUAGGUUAUCGACCUUUGCCACCAUUGCACAAUUUUGUCCUAACAUACGUACAAGUUCUGUGAGGCAUGUCAAAAGUUACAGUUUGCACAGAGUCAUCUCAUUUUGUAUUCCACUGAUUUUCCAUUUUCCUCAAACAUACAUAUAUGCAACACACACACACACUCACACAUGAAGGGUUUUUUUUUUUUUUUGGUAGGCAGUAAAAAUUUAACUAAUUUCCAUUUGUUAAAAAGUAGUGAUUUCUUGAGAAUUAUGCAGUCAUCUUUUAAACCUAAAAGUUAUUUAAAGGUGAAUUUAUACUCAUAUGUGUAAUACUGGGUAGCAUGAAUUCUGCAUUGAAAAAUUGAACAGAUAAUACCAAUAGCUGUAAAUUCUGUCAAAACAUGAAAAUUAUUUCUAAAGAAGUACAUUAGUUUUCAAAGAACAGUUAUUAGAUUCAGAUUUGUGGUUUAGCUCAAUGAUUUGGAGUGCCUGUUUGGGAUGGUGGUGGGCAUUUUAGAUGAAUUUGGGAAAAAUAAAGUUCUGCCAGCUUCAGACCCCUAACCCGCUGAGUGGGCUGUGUGCUGUGUCAGCUCCAGUGCCCCAAUACCCCGUUUCAUGUCUUCAUGUUGAAACACUUCUGCAUUUUUAUUUGAGUGCCAAUUUCUUACUAGUGCUAUUUCUUAAUGUAACAUGUUUACCUGGGAUGUAUUUUAACUAUUUUUGUAUAGUGUAAACUGAAACAUGCACAUUUUGUACAUUGUGCUUGCCUUCCUUCCAUUCCUUUUCUUUCUGUUGUUUUGGUUUGUUUGUUUGUUUGUUUGUUUGUUUGUUUGUUAUGGGACAUAUGCAGUGUGAUCCAGUUGUUUUCCAUCCUUUGGUUGCGCUGACCUAGGGAAUGUUGGUCAUAUCAAACAUUAAAUUUAAAAGUGACCACUCUUAAUUAACUUUUAAAUGUUUAUAGGAGUACGUGCUGUGACGUGAUCUGAAAUUUGUAAUAUUUUUGUCAUGAACCGUACUGCUCCUAAUCAUUGUAAUGUAAUAAAAAUAGUUAUGGUGACUAUGAA
Mus caroli (Ryukyu mouse) is the source of this 7475-nucleotide messenger RNA. It is a transcript of the gene Kras, whose product is annotated as KRas proto-oncogene, GTPase. The record is from RefSeq and is a predicted model, not a curated record. Gene Ontology annotation, biological process: signal transduction. Gene Ontology annotation, molecular function: GTP binding; GTPase activity. Lineage: Eukaryota; Metazoa; Chordata; Mammalia; Rodentia; Muridae. Gene Ontology annotation, cellular component: membrane.